Molecule: messenger RNA, 891 nt
Organism: Megachile rotundata (alfalfa leafcutting bee)
Lineage: Eukaryota; Metazoa; Arthropoda; Insecta; Hymenoptera; Megachilidae
Gene: hbn
Product: aristaless related homeobox homeobrain
Biological process (GO): regulation of transcription by RNA polymerase II
Molecular function (GO): RNA polymerase II transcription regulatory region sequence-specific DNA binding; DNA-binding transcription factor activity, RNA polymerase II-specific
Source: RefSeq, a predicted model, not a curated record
AUGGCGCAAACUUACAAUCAGAAGAAGAACGUGUAUAGCAUCGAUCAGAUAUUGGGACACGGCAAGGACGAAGAUCACGCGACCUCGUCCGAUGUGAUCGGCGAUGGAGGAGAUACGGAACUCGGUCAUUUGAGCGAUCAUCAGAUAAACGAUGCUCUGCACGAUCCCUUAAAUCUAGGAGAGUCAGAUAGACCACGCAAGGUUCGAAGGUCCCGUACAACCUUCACCACCUACCAGUUACACGAGUUAGAGAAAGCUUUUGGGAACACCCAGUAUCCAGAUGUGUUCACCAGGGAGGAGCUGGCGAUGAGGUUAGACCUGUCGGAAGCUAGGGUACAGGUCUGGUUUCAAAAUCGCCGCGCAAAAUGGCGCAAGAAGGAGAAGGCUCUAGGAAGAGACACCAGUUUCAUGCACGUGGAACAAAGCGGUGUCAACGAGUUGUCCCUUCACGCCCGCUUGCUCCAAACCGCCGGCGGUGUGCCAGGUGCGGAUCCAUCGGGAGGACCAGCGGGUGCCUUUCCCUGGUUCAUCCCUCCGGUGUUCCCACCACCGUGGCCGGCCAGUGCACCGAAACUACCCCCUCUGCACGCGAUCCUGUCGCAAUACAUCGGCCUACCCCUUCCGCAGAACCUGGCGUCUCUUGGUACAGUGCUUCCGGUCGGACUGAACCCGGCUUCGUCCCUCAACCACAAUAACGUGAACGGACAUUCGCUCGGGAGUCAUCUGCCGGGACAUUCGUUGAAUCUCGGGGUGCAGAGUCUGCCGCAGAAUUUGAGUUCGAAGCACGACAAGGAGGAGGAUUCCGCCUCGUCUGACGACGAGAUCAGGAGACAAAGCGCGGAGGUCCUCAGAGUGAAGGCUGAAGAGGUUCUACGCAAGGUGGAUAAUUAA